GCUAUUAAAGAUGAUGAUGAUUCUAAUAUCUUCUCAUUUUUUGUUUUCAAAUUCUUCAGAUAAGUUGUUGAUUUAUGUUCAUUAGUAUUUAACACGAGUUUUUAAAGUUCUUCCUUGAAUGGUUCUAAAUGUCGCUUAUCGAUUUCGUCGCAGGAUGUUGGGGAGGUGCCUGUGGUGUACUAGUUGGACAUCCUUUAGAUACAAUUAAGGUUAGAUUACAAACUAAUCCGGAAAAUGUUAGUUUAUCAACAUUACUAUUCAACAAGAAUCAGAGACUUGGUGGACUUUUUUCCGGUCUAUCUUCACCCUUAGCGUGCCUUGCAUUUGUAAAUGCGAUAGUAUUUGGAGUCUAUGGAAACCUUAAUGAAUACCUGAAAACUUUGGAGUCAACAACGGAACCACGAAUGUCCAAAGUGGGUCGAGAGUUUAUCGCUGGAACAGUUUCUGGUGUUGCUCAGUGUCUCAUAACUUGUCCCAUGGAAUUGGUCAAAUGUCGCAUGCAAUUAACACCCUCGGUAACUGCGGCAGUUACCAUUUUAAACGAAACAAAUCAAAUCAAAUUUGUGAAUACCCAAAAUCCAACCGUCACCAACAACAAUGGUAACAUUAAAUUGAACAACAGUAAUAAUAUAAAAUCAACAUUUAACACUCUCAACAAUCAACAUAAUCCUGAUCAUCAUCAUCAACCAUUACAACAACAGCGUCAAUUUCAUCACUCUCAAAAACAAUUAUCUUCAAUGGUUAAGCAUAAUUUUCCCUCUCGAAGUGUCCACAGUUCAAUUAAAAGCACCAAUGGUCAACCAACAGUUCGCGAUGUCCUCAGGCAAAUAAAAUACGAUGAGAAAAGUUACAUUCGUGGACUUUAUCGAGGUAUGAUUCCAACUUUACUUCGAGAUGCUCCCGCUUUUGGUAUUUACUUUUCCUCAUUCCAAUAUCUUAUCGACCGGAACCCGGAAGAGACCAGUGAAACUAAACUUCUAAUGGCCGGUGGACUUGCUGGUGCACUUUCAUGGCUGUUCAUUUAUCCAAUCGAUGUAAUUAAAACUAAAAUACAAACCGAAGGUGCCAAAUAUGAUCAUUCACUAAUCAAAUGUACCAAAUCGAUGUACAAAGAUAGUUCAUUGGGAUGGAGAAUCUUUUUCAGGGGAUUCACACCCACCCUGGUAAGAGCAUUCCCAGUAAAUGCUGUCACCUUUUAUGUUGUCAACAAGACCUUUGUAUUAUACGAGAAUUACCUAUAAGUUAUCAUCAUCAUCGACAACAACACCAACAACAACCCACUCACCUCAUCUCCAACCAUUGAAUAGUGAUCACUAUUUUUUACUAUCAUGAUGAUUGUAUUUUUUUCCCUCCUCAGAUGAUAUCAAUUCUUAUAUAUAUUUGAGAGAGAGACACACAUAUACACAUUAUCUUCAUCAUCUUCAUCAUUUUCUCUUCUUGUCUUCCUUUUCCUGUUUUCCUUUUUUCAUUCACCUUCCCUGUCCAAAAGCUUAUGGAAAAAAAAAACUCCAACGAAAAAAAAUAUUCCAAUUGUAUAAUAUAAAACUUAUUCUUUGAAACAAUUUAAUCCCAAGGAAUUGAUCAUGUUUUCAGCUGAUUAAUUUGAUCCAAUUUCUGUGUAUGUGUGUCAGUUAAUUGUUAGCAUUUUUUUCAUCAUCGUAAAAAUAACAAUAAAAAUUAAGAGAAAUGAAAACAAAA
Panonychus citri (citrus red mite) is the source of this 1698-nucleotide messenger RNA. Its product is annotated as mitochondrial basic amino acids transporter-like. Gene Ontology annotation, biological process: mitochondrial L-ornithine transmembrane transport. Gene Ontology annotation, molecular function: high-affinity L-arginine transmembrane transporter activity. The record is from RefSeq and is a predicted model, not a curated record. The coding region runs from base 129 to 1241 and encodes 370 amino acids. Gene Ontology annotation, cellular component: mitochondrion. The transcript has 3 exons. Lineage: Eukaryota; Metazoa; Arthropoda; Arachnida; Trombidiformes; Tetranychidae.